Molecule: messenger RNA, 933 nt
Organism: Penicillium expansum
Lineage: Eukaryota; Fungi; Ascomycota; Eurotiomycetes; Eurotiales; Aspergillaceae
Exons: 2
Coding region: 1-933 (310 amino acids)
Source: RefSeq, a predicted model, not a curated record
AUGAUGCCGGCUACUCCAAAGGAAAAGGCCCAGGCUUCAGCCCGCCUCAAAGAUCCCGCCCAGGCUAAACAAGUGAAGGUCUGGUCUCGCGGCGAUCUCCUCGAUGUCAACUCUUCUGGGUCGACUGUGACCAAAAAGCGCAAGAGGGGAAUUCGAUCUAGGACCAAGCGCCUAAGGAUGAGUUCCUCGAUGGAGACCAUAUCCCCAGAGUCGACUACCUCCAAGACCUCUCACAAGCGCUCACCCAAAAAGGAGCAUAGGAGAGACAGCAGUGCGGCCAAGUCUGCCAUCCCACCUGGAAUGCAGCAGCUCACAUCUCCCGAGCACACUCAGCCUGAACUCUCCCCCAAAGCGUCGUCGGAGCAGAAGGCUGCGAAGGACUCUGCUUCUACCAAGCACACAACCCCACUUGAGCUCCCAGAUUUUCAGCCUUCAGAGUUCAUAUUUCCCCACGAGUUGGAAUUGGGUCCAUUUGACUGUUCAUCUGACGAGAGGGGGACUUCCUACAAGCCAACCUCCGACUCCCUGUCUGAGAAGCACGACGAAGUCCCCACCCCGUACACCCCGGCUUUGCGCGUGGUCUCGCAGUACAAACAGUGUAUCUCGAGCCAACGUGGGGGCAAGUGUGAUAUAUGGCUGGCGCGCCAGAUGUAUGGUGAGUUGGAGGAUAUCUCUACUCGCAUUGAAAAAGUUAUGCAUGGGAUCACGGCGAUGCUGGAGGAGAGGGGGGCGAGCGAUGAAUUUGAUGCAGGUGGUGAUUUUGAGGGUGCUGGUGAUUAUUAUUUUGAGACUGAGGAGUCUCCUUGUGCGUCCAAGGGUGGUGGUCCUGAGAAUCCGUUGGAGUUGAGCGAUGGAGAUGAUAAUGCACUUUUUGUGGGCUCUGAUGAACGCGCUUGCUCUGAUGAGUUUGGUGGCUUGUUUGUGAGUGAGUAG